CAACAAGAAAAGUAAAAGAAAAUCAGUUAUAAGAAUAAUAAAUAACAAUAAUAAUAAUAAUAAAUAAUAAUUAACAACAAUAGCAUCCAAAAUUAUAACAAUUGAUAACAUAUUGUAACAGAGUAAAACUUUUAAAUAAGACCGAAUUUUAUCGAUUUUGUUAACUAUUAUUCGCUAAUUGAAUAAUUAAUUAAUCAUUAAAAAGUAUAAUUAAUUAACUAAUUAAUAUAAUAAAUUAGUUAUAAUAUUAUUACAAUUAAUUAUGUAUUAUCUUCCGGUACUACUCAUUUCAUUUUUGAAUCUCUUGAGUUUUUUCCGCGAGGACGCUAGCACCUACGCUGGUGUAACCCCACAGGAACAGCCGCACCCCUCCCGCAGGUACAACCACCACCCCACUCAAAACCAGAGUCGGGCCAACCACUCCCACCACCUCCCUCAAAACCAGAGCGAUCCGCAGCUGCAACUCCACCACCAUAGGAGGCACCACCACAAGCGGGCCGUCCCCAUUCCGGCUGCAGUAACGGAUUAUCUAACGAAAUACGGCUACUUAUCACAAGCAAAUCUGGAGACUCAGGCAAUGAGGGAUCCGGAGGAGACGAAAAAAAGCAUCAAGAGGCUCCAAAAGAUGGCUGGCUUGCCACAAACUGGCGAUCCCAGAGAUCCAAGACUGGUUGAACUCAUGAAAAAAUCCCGAUGCGGAACUAAGGACGGAAAACCCAACAAAUCAUCCGAUCCAAACGCUCCCAUUGGAUUCAGCGUUAAGGAUUACAGAUGGGAUAAAGAACUAGUAACUUACCAGAUAACUGGAUUUUCCCAGCACAUGGAUCAAAACACACAGAGACGCGAGAUUGACAGGGCCUUCCAGAUUUGGUCAGACGUGGCAAACAUCAGAUUCCAAGAGGUCAGUCGAGAUGCCGAUAUUGUUGUCUUCUUCCGUGCCCAAGACCACGGCGAUGGCUACCCAUUUGAUGGACCGAGUGGGACACUGGCCCAUGCCUUCCCACCGGGCCCGGAUCGCGGGGGGGAUGCCCAUUUUGACGAACACGAAAGGUGGAGCAGCGAUGGCAGAGAGGGGACCACGGAUUUGUUCAUAGUUGCGGCUCACGAGUUUGGCCACAGCAUCGGGAUAUUCCACUCGGAAGUGGAGGAUGCCCUGAUGUUCCCUUGGUACCAAGGGUAUCAGAAGGAUUACAAACUCCAUUAUGAUGAUAUUGUUGCUGCCCAGACGUUAUACGGCCCAUCAAAAGGAGGUAGUAGGGGAAGUUUCGCAACAAAAGAGCCCACAUAUUCCACGACCACCCCCAGACCAAGGCCGCGGGACAGCCAGCCCAACCCCUGUAAUACCGAUAUUGAUGCUGCUACUAAUUUGAGAGGGGAGAUUUUUGCAUUCAAAGAUAAGUGGUAUUGGAGGUUCGAUCAGAAUGGCGCCCUGAUAAACGGUCGACCUUAUGAGACGCAGUAUUUUUUCAAGCUGCCAACCGGUUUGAACGUCAUAGAUGCUGUUGCUGAAAUACCUGGCAAGAGGGAGAGAACCAUGUACAUUAGUGGUAACAGAUACUGGCUACUACACCUCCUUGAUAUCGAGUACGGAUUCCCGAAAUCCGGAAAACCUCUGACAUCCUUGGGAAUCCCGGCCGACAUCACGAAGAUUGAUGCUGCUCUGUAUUGGAAGUACAACGGAGCUGUCUAUCUCUUUGCUGGUUACCUGUAUUGGAAGCUGGACACUAAAGGACAGGAUUUAUACAUAGCGGAUGGCUAUCCGAGGGCAUUUGACAUGUGGGAUGGAAUCCCGGUCCCAAUCGACGCCGCUUACACAGCUUCAGACAACAGAACAUUCUUCUUCCGGGGGACGCAAUUCUGGGAGAUCGACAACGCCAGGAUGAUGGCCCUACCCGGGUACCCCAAGGACAUCGGCCAGAUGUGGCUCAACUGCCCACAAUCCCUCCAAUCCAGAAACAGUUCUCCGCCGAAUCUUUCCAAAAAUGUGGCCUUCACAAUUUUUGGCGCCCUGUUCAUCACUGUUGUAUUUUUGCUUGGAGAUGUGCACCUGACUGGUUGAUCAUGAUAAUUAUGACAGAAAUUAUAGUUAUAAUUAUGAUAGAAAUUAUAGUUAUAAUUAUGAUAGAAAUUAUAGUUAAUUAUUAUGAAAUUAUGACGAUGGAUGUUGUAACUCAUUGUAGUCUUAUAUUAUCGUAAAGCACAAUUUAAAUACAAUCUAUAUUUUAUAUUUCUGUCAUAAUUUUUCCAAUCUUAAACUUGCUUACACGCACACGCAAACACAUACACACAUACAUAUAUGUUUGCUUGUGUGUGUAUUUAUUCUUGUCUAUAUAUUUCCAAUUUUAGCCAUAAAAUCCAUUUAACAUUAUUCCAAAAAGAUAUUUUUACAUUGUUAGCGCUGUAUUUCAGGACAUUUUCGAUGUUUCUAUUUAAAUAAUAAUAAAAAUUAUUAUUAUAUAUUAUAUUAUAUUAUAAUAAUUAUUAUAUAAUUAUUGUUUUCCUAUUAUUAGCUAUGUUAUAUCACUAGGCAAUAUUUUUAGCGGCGGAAAUAAUAAUAAUAAAUUAUAUAAAAACAAAUAUAUUUAUUUAUUUAUUUUAUUCAUUC
Helobdella robusta is the source of this 2605-nucleotide messenger RNA. RefSeq lists its product as hypothetical. Gene Ontology annotation, cellular component: extracellular matrix. The transcript is spliced from 11 exons. The record is from RefSeq and is a predicted model, not a curated record. Gene Ontology annotation, molecular function: zinc ion binding; metalloendopeptidase activity. Gene Ontology annotation, biological process: extracellular matrix organization; collagen catabolic process; proteolysis. Lineage: Eukaryota; Metazoa; Annelida; Clitellata; Rhynchobdellida; Glossiphoniidae. The coding region runs from base 263 to 2059 and encodes 598 amino acids.